This is a messenger RNA of Tachysurus fulvidraco (yellow catfish), 3722 nucleotides long. RefSeq names its product coiled-coil domain containing 135 (gene drc7). The transcript has 17 exons. The coding region runs from base 211 to 2718 and encodes 835 amino acids. NCBI's taxonomy places the organism in Eukaryota, Metazoa, Chordata, Actinopteri, Siluriformes, Bagridae. Gene Ontology annotation, biological process: flagellated sperm motility. Gene Ontology annotation, cellular component: motile cilium. The record is from RefSeq and is a predicted model, not a curated record.
GACAGAUAGAUAGAUAGAUAGAUAGAUAGAUAGAUAGAUAGAUAGAUAGAUAGAUAGAUAGAUAGAUAGAUAGAGCCCGGAAGUGUUAAAUGGACCUGACGUCAUUAGCAUGCGCCGCUGUCUCGUCACCAUGGUAACCGAAAAGCGCCGGUGAUACAGGAGAAAGUAAACUUAUAACAUAAAGCUAAAAUUGUUAAUAUCGUUUAUACGAUGCUGUGUGAAGUUGAGCCUGAUAUGGAAGAAGCCCAACUGAAAAAGGAUGUGAUGGAGAAAGAGGCAGAGGAUGAAGGACUGGAGGAGUUCGAAAAACUGGAACAGACACCAAGCAAAGAGCAAAUCAAUCUCCAGGCUUCCCAUCUAUCGGAGCAGAAGGCUGAAAUGGACCCAUAUGAAUGUCCUGCCUCAUACAGUGAGAACUCAGCUAAAGAGAAGCUGUUGGUGUCCAUGGCAGAAAACCUUCACGCUCAGUACUCCUAUCUGUACCCUGAUCGCAAACCACUGCUGCUCUGCCCAGUCAAUGAGUUAGGAGUGCAGAAGUUUGUGAGCACCACACUGCGGCGGACACUGAUGCCGUACCGUGAGCUGUAUGACUGGCAGGGCUGUGCUAGUUUCGUCUCUGACUUUUUAACUUUGGAGCUGCUGGAUUGUCCAACUGAAGUGCCAAAACGGCUCUGCUCUCCUGCGUGGGUGGUGCAGACUCGAAGAGGUACAUGUUUUGAUUUCUCCACCUUGCUCUGCAGCAUGUUGCUUGGCGCAGGCUACAAUGCUUACUGUGUCAGCGGCUACGCUGUCAAAGAGAUGUGCCUACUCGAUCUGAGCCAUCAGGAAUGUCCAUUACUCAGACCUCAGGAUAUGGAUGAAGGGAAGUCACCCGAGCAGAAGGAGGAACUGAAGUACAAGGUUAAACCUGCACGAGAACUGAAAAGUACCUUCGAGCAGCGUCAGGAGGAGAAAAAACAGAAGAAACUUCAAGCGUUGCUCGUUCAACAGCAGGAGGCCGAAAGACUAAAGGAGGAGCAGGAGCGUCCUAAAGAUCCUCUGUGGGGUCUCCGGAUUCACAGCUGGGUUCUGGUUCUAGCAGGCAAACGUGACAUAUCAGAGAACUUCUUUAUCGACCCGCUCUCGGGCCAGAGGUUUCCAACAUCUAGCUCGAGUUUCCUUGGCAUCGAGAGCGUCUGGAACCACGAGAACUACUGGGUCAACAUGCAGGACUGUCGCCUGGGCUGUAAGGAGAUGACAUUUGACCUGCAGGAUGUGCUGAAGUGGGAGUACAUGCUGUGUGGCCCCAGUAGCAGCUCACUACUCGAUGCUACAGGAGAAGAGGAACAGAACGAUGAGGAGACAGAAGAGAAUAAGCUUUUUGAGAUGCCUGGGUCUUGGGUUUCACAAAUCCACAUCUCUGAAGAAGAUAUGGAAAGUCGUUUUCCCGGUGGGUCGAAGGUUCUCCGUUACAGGAAGGCCACGCUGGAGAGAUUUGCCCCUUAUCUCCAGAAAGAUGGAUUAGUCACAAGACUCACUACUUAUGAUGACCUGGAAUGCACUCAGAUCGACACAGUGAAGGAGUGGUAUGAAAACCGAGACGAUGAGCUCCAGGAGAGGGAACUGAAGAAAGCCACCGACGUCACUACAGAGCGAUUCGCACCAGGAAGGCGCUUCUGUGUAAAAACUCACAGGUACGUGACUCUGGUCCCUGAAACAGAGCGUUUCAUGGAGUUCUACAGUAAAGCACGAGACGAUAACUUGCUCAGUCGAGUUGAGACGCCGAUGGAAAUGACUGAGACGUUUCAGGGCCGUCCUGAUUUCCUCUACUACCGACAUGUUAUUUAUGAACCUGUGGAGCCGGCUCAAGAAACUGGAGUUCAGCGAGCCAUUCAGAAGGUUGUGGUGAAAUUCCACAGAGAUCGAUCCAAGCCAGCUUGCAAGGAUGUGGCUGAAAUAGUAUUCAAGAUUUCACAGAAUCGAAUUGAGGUUACCUACCAACUAGAGGAUGACAGAAUCAUCCCAAAUUUUGACAUCUUCGUCAAACCUCUUAAUCAUGACGACUCUUUCUCAGACAAGAUGGUCUCUAGCUUUCAGGUGGACCUGCAUGCGAAACCAUUCCCAAAACAUUACAUGUACCAGAGCCUCAUGGCACUGAUGGAGGAGGAGGAGAACAUCUUAUUCAGUAUCAAGAACUCUGAGAAAGAAGUAAGGGAUAUCCUUGAGGUUAGAGACCAGGAGGAGACCGGCAUUCUGUUUAAGAUCUCCAGUUACGACAUGGCCAGGAAUGAGAAAGCACGCCUGCAUGUGGAAAAGAUGAAAAACCUGGCCCGAGAGAAACAACUGAAGGAAGAAUUUGAGGAAGUGGACAUCUUGGCUCCAAACCUGGCUCAGCUUGGAGACCCGGAGAGCUUGACCAGGCAGCUCGCACUGCAGAUCCAUUCAGACUGCCUCAACAACUUAAAGCAGAGACUCAUAGACAGGGCCAACCUCAUUCAGGCUCGAUUUGAAAAGGAGACUAAGGAGCUCAUGCGGAAACAGCAGUGGUACCAAAAGAACCAGAUCAAGUUGACAAAACAGGAUGAGGAAGCGUAUUUAACCUUCUGCUCCGAAACCAUGUUCAGGAUCAACACUCUGAAGCUGCGCCUCAGACGUCACAAGGACACAGCACCACAGAAGUAUCAGGAACUGGACAUGAUGCUGAGAAAAGAUCCCAGACUGAUGCAAUACCUGGACUGACAGUUACACGGACACAAAGCAUAAGUUUGGCAUACACUCCACCUAAACUACUCCCACUCACCCCUCCAUUUUUUAAAUUUUUAUUAUUUUACUACUGUUUAACCCUUGUAUGGUGUUCGUAUAUUUGUUACUCAGCCUGUGUUCGUGGGUCCGUUGGACCCGCUGAAAUCUUUGGGUUUUUAAUUCAACACAAUCAAAAAAUUUUAUGUUAAAAUACUCUACAGAUGUUUACUUCAUCCCAUUUACAAGCAAUAUAAACAUCAUAUAUGGUUAAUAUUUGCCCUUUUACCUUUAUUACAUCACAUUUUGUUAUUAAAGUGCAACUCGUUUUUUGUUGUUUUUUUAAUAAAAUGUAAUAAAUAAAAGAAAAAUCAAAUUUAAUCAAGUUAUGAGUGGAAAAAAAAAUCAACAAAUUUACAAGGAAGCAAAGUUUUUCAAAACUAUUGAUGUUUAUGAAUAUGGGUCCCACAGACCCGAGCAACAUACAAGGGUUAAGUAUUCACCUCCAUUUUUCUUGCAGGUUGUUUGUUCGCAUUUUAGCCUUAUAGCACCAUCUAGUGUCUGGAUAGCUACAAUACAUUAAUAUAUUUUUUCCCCCUUUGCAUCUAAAUACGUUUUGUUCAGACUGGUCUUCUUGGCAAUCUAACCAAGAAACUCCAAGAGCUUGUUUCUUUCUUUCAUAUGCCUGACGUUCUUUCAUGAUCAAUGGCUGAUACCUGUAAAUAACAUAACUGUAAAGGGUGAACCAAAUGGCUGAUUACACUGUGCCCUAUCUGUUGUUAACAUAAUGGCCUGUCUGUAAAGCAAAUCAACUGAUCACUACACAUGAUGGUCCUUCCGUCCUGUCUAUUGUAAGUUCUAGAGUAGAAGGUCCUAACUGUAUUGUUUGAAGGCCAUUUGUUACCAGGUAUAAAGUCUGGUCACACAGACAGUACCUUUGUGUUAAGUUCCAGAAGACAAAUGAUAUGAUACAGAGCAUCUUCAAUAAACACUUUUCCCCUCAA